AUGCCUUUGACACACACUGAAAAAACCGUUUUCUUCAAGUAUGAUGGAUUGACGUUUGAAGGAAAUCGAUUGACAAUGAUAAGAGGAUUUGUGGUUGAACAAGAACGCGCAAAAAAGUUUCAAGGAACCGUUGGUCCUCUUUUACAGCAUAUGAACGCAAUGCAAAACGUUGAACGCGACAAAACAUACAAGGCUGUCAUUUCUGGACAGCUUUCGGAGAUAAAUACUGUUUGCGGAUCAAAUCGAUUUGCAACUGUCAGUGCGUCUAGCAUUACAGAUUCUGGUUUUGAAAACCAUGAGGUAACAAUAACCGAUCUACAUUUCCGUAUGGCUGGUGGAGCAACAAUGAUAAGACGACGGCCAAGAGAAGAAGAUGAAAAUAAUAAUCGGCAAGACAAACGAAGACAAAUUGAUGAUGAAAACGACACGAUAUUGUCAAAUGGCAUAGAUGAGGAGCAGCAUGAGAACGUUGUAGAAGAUGAGGACAUCUAUGAAGAGCGCAAUGAUUACAUUUACAAUAUUUAA
Zychaea mexicana is the source of this 525-nucleotide messenger RNA. RefSeq lists its product as uncharacterized. Bases 1 to 525 code for a protein of 174 amino acids. The record is from RefSeq and is a predicted model, not a curated record. The transcript has 3 exons. Lineage: Eukaryota; Fungi; Mucoromycota; Mucoromycetes; Mucorales; Lichtheimiaceae.